AUGCGCCAUAUUUUGUUGGUGUCAUGUUAUCCAACAAAGAAGCCAUUCUCACUGACAAUGACAGAAAGUUUUGCACAAUCGGACUAUCCCGAAAAUCUGCAUCUAGAAGACACAUAUUCAAAUUCAGCUUCCAAUAACAACACUAAUAAUCAUAACAGAAGACAAAAACGUCGUCCAAUGCAAACAAGUUCACAAGAUGCUCGAUACAGUCAUCGUUCGUACCAACAGCAGCAGCAACAGCAGUCGUGGUAUCCACCGAAUGCAUACUACGAACAACAAUAUUAUAGUUCACAACCGGCACGUGCUGGUGGACAUUUUAACCACAAUUAUCAGCAUCAUUAUCAACCGCAGCCACAAUAUCGAAGAGGUCAGCAGCGACAUGCUGCACCAUCGAGACAAAUAAAUCAACAAGUGACUAAUCGUCCAUCUAGUCAUCAUACAUCAGGACGAUCUACAGGUGAAGUUGAAAAUCUCCGCUCGACACUAAUCGAACAAUUAUUGGAAAACACUUAUGAAUGUAUGAUAUGUAUUAUCAAAAUUAACCGAGACGAAGAAAUAUGGUCAUGCGAUGUUUGUUAUAAAAUGUUUCAUUUGACUUGUAUUAGAAAAUGGGCUAAUUCUGAAGAGAGUGGUACCGAUAAAAACUGGCGUUGUCCAGGUUGUCAAUAUUCUUACUCAAGCCAUCCAAAUUAUAAAUGUUUUUGUCAUAAACGUACAAAUCCCGUUUUUCAACCUGGCGAAAUUCCUCAUUCAUGUGGUGAGCGAUGUGCAAAACGGUUGAAUACAAAAUCAAAUGAUUGCAACCAUCAUUGCACCGAACUUUGUCAUCCAGGUCCAUGCCCAACAUGUACAACGAUGGUUAAACGUUCGUGCUUAUGUGGACGCGAAUCUCAAACAAUCAUGUGUAGUUCAAAUUCUCUCAUAAAAUGUGAAAAUAAAUGUGGUAAACUCAAAUCCUGUCAGCACCAUUACUGUGAAUUGGUUUGUCAUCCACGUGAAUGUGAACCAUGCGAUCAUUUAGUCAAACAAGUUUGUUCAUCGCAUGGUACCGAACGAGAAGUUCCAUGUACGGUUGAAACGGGCGAUAGAAAAAUCUACACGUGCGGGGAAAUAUGUGAGAAAUUACUUGAAUGCGGACAGCAUCGAUGUACAAAAAUAUGUCAUGAUGGACCCUGUACAGAUUGUUUGUUUCUGCCUGAAAAUUGUAAAACAUGUGCCUGUGGAAAAACAACAAUGGAUAAUCAACAACGAAUGUCAUGCAUCGAUCCCUUACCAACUUGUGACAAACCAUGUGACAAAAUUCUGUCCUGUGGUCCGGUUGGUGAUCGUCAUCGAUGCUCAGCUCAGUGUCAUAACGGACCAUGUCCGCCAUGUAAAAAAGAAUCAACUCUUCAAUGUCGUUGUGGGCAACUUAGUAAAUCAACAACGUGUAUCGAAGCAGUACAAUACGAUCCAAUCAAAAAUCCAUUCUGUUGUGAACGACGAUGUAAUCGUAAGAAAUUAUGCGGAAAACAUCGGUGUAACGAACUAUGUUGCGAUCGCGAUAUUCAUGUUUGUGAGCUUGUCUGUGGUAAACCACUCAAUUGUGGUAUUCACACAUGCGAAGAAUUGUGCCAUAAAAAUCCGUGUCGUAAAUGUCCAAUAAACGUCUAUGAUGAAUUAUCUUGUCGAUGUGGACAAACUGUACUUCAACCACCGAUUGAAUGUGGCACAAAACCGCCAUCAUGUAAUUAUAAAUGUAAUCGCACACAUGCAUGUGAUCACCCAGUCUACCACAGUUGCCACAACGAUGAUGAAUGUCCACCAUGUACACAUCUUGUGUCAAAGAUGUGUGUCGGAGAGCACACCCUCCGUAAUAAUGUCCCUUGCCAUUUAAAAGAAGUUUUAUGCGGUCUACCAUGUGGGAAACCGCUUUCAUGCGGUGUUCAUACAUGUCAGCGUGCUUGUCAUUCAGGCCCAUGUCAAGCAAACGAUCAGAAAUGCACCCAGCUUUGUUCCAUUAAACGACGUGAAUGUGGUCAUCCGUGCAAUCUUCAAUGCCAUGGACGCGAACCGUGUCCAUCGACAACUUGUCGAGAAAAAGUCGAAGUUCGUUGUCCAUGUGGUCGAUUAGUGAAAGAUGUUGUUUGUAACAUCAAGUCCAGUAAAGCCAGCGAAGACAAAGAUGAUGCUGAUUUGACCCAAUCACUCGUUCAAGCACUAUCUGUGCGAACAAUAGAUUUAUCAUUAGCAAGAAAACAAAAACCCGCACAGCCAGCACCCCUUGAAUGCGAUGAUGACUGUCGCAUUAUACAGCGAAAUAAAAAUUUAGCACAAGCAUUAUCGAUCAAUACCGAAGAAUCGCGACAAUCGACCGUUGUUUACACAGACUUCUUACGUGAUUAUGCGAAGAAAAAUUUAGAAUUUGUUCAGGGCAUCGAACGACAACUUGGUCAACUUGUUGAAGAAACUCAACGACAUCGCGUUUCAAAGCGAUGUUACUCAUUCAAACCCAUGAAAAUCAACGAACGUCAUGUUGUUCACGAAUUAGCUUCAUUCUAUGGCUUAGAAACACAUUCAAUGGAUCCAGAGCCGCAUCGCAAUGUUGUCGCAUAUGCAUCCUAUGGUGUAUGCAAAAUUCCAAUCACUCUACUGAAACCCUCAAAUUAUCUUAUUUGUGCAAUAAAUUCAAAGAUGUACUGUCGAUCAUUAAUCUUGCUUUCUCAAUUGUCUAUAAAUAGAGCGCAUGUGUUCAAUCGAUGUGUCAUUGCAUCUUGCAAUCAUCCACUACUAUUUCCCUCUCAACAACAACAUCGUUUUUUAGCUCAAAAUACAGCUUCUAAACCAGCACCUGGUCGCGUACGUCGAUUUUUUCGUUGGAUCACAGGAAGAUCGAAACCGAUUGAAACGAAGACGAUCAAUUUUGCAGCAUCACCGACACCGCCGGCGACAACAAUGCAACGAGUUAAACGUUUCCUUGCUCUUUCACCGCCAAUCGAACGGCUUCUUCUACAUUCACGGAUCAUCGAAAAUGAAGACUUAGCACGACUAAUAUCGAAAACAGUUGCCGUCACGAUCUAUGCAUUUAUUAGUGUUAGUGCAUUAGGAACACUCGGUGUCGAUACAAAACCAUUAUUGGCUGGUAUUGGUAUAACUGGUUUUACCAUUGGUUUUGCUUUGAAAGAAGUAGCAACGAAUUUUAUCUCAGGCAUAUUUCUCGUCAUUAGUAAACCAUUUGUACGGGGAUGUCGAAUUAAAAUUCACGGAAGUGGCGGCGGAAUUGAAGGUCUCGUUCACUAUAUCGACGUGCGAUACGUACAUCUCAAAACUAAAGAUCGUAAGCCAUUGUGGUUGAGUUCUAUCGAAAUUUUAAAUCUGCUGUUUUCUAUUUCAUCAGGUGGUGUAAUUAUGGUUCCAUCCGCAGUUGUGUACACAAAUCCAUUCACUGUUUUUCCGGCUGAUGAUGAUGCAAAUGCUGGUUUCAUUGAUAUGACAAAACCACCGUCAAGUGAUCCAACAAAACAACCUACAGAACCCGUUCCAGAUAUUUCAAAGAUUUCCCAUUCAAAAGAAACCAAAUUACAAAUGAAACUAACCACGGAACCAGCAGGAUCGUUCAAAAAAGCACCAUUCAACGAGAAAUUAUAA
This is a messenger RNA of Adineta ricciae, 3627 nucleotides long. Lineage: Eukaryota; Metazoa; Rotifera; Eurotatoria; Adinetida; Adinetidae. The record is from the annotation of a GenBank genome assembly.